Molecule: messenger RNA, 2611 nt
Organism: Haliaeetus leucocephalus (bald eagle)
Lineage: Eukaryota; Metazoa; Chordata; Aves; Accipitriformes; Accipitridae
Gene: TAF6
Product: TAF6 RNA polymerase II, TATA box binding protein (TBP)-associated factor, 80kDa
Exons: 14
Coding region: 564-2609 (681 amino acids)
Biological process (GO): RNA polymerase II preinitiation complex assembly; transcription initiation at RNA polymerase II promoter
Cellular component (GO): SLIK (SAGA-like) complex; transcription factor TFIID complex; SAGA complex
Molecular function (GO): protein heterodimerization activity; transcription coactivator activity; RNA polymerase II general transcription initiation factor activity
Source: RefSeq, a predicted model, not a curated record
AAGAUGGCGGCGGCGGGAAACAGGGAGGCGGCGUGAGAGGUGGCCGAGGGGCGGGGGGGGUGUCCCCAUCCCCCCGCGGGGUCCUUCUGUUGGGGUGUCCCCCCCCCCGCUUGUGGGGUCCUUAUAGCGGGUGUGGGGGGCUCUCUUGGGGUCUCCACGGCUUCGGGAUCCCCCCGGCUUUAGGGUCCCUCCGGUUUUGGGGUUCCCGGCUUCAGGGUCCCCCAGCUUUGGGCUUCCCCUGUUUUUAGGGUCUCCCGGUUUUGGGGUCCCCCCAGUUGUGGGUUUUCCCCGGCUUUAGGGCCUCCUGGUUUUAGGGUCCCCCAGCUUUGGGGUCCCCCCAGCUUUAGGGUCUCCCCGGUUUUGGAGUCCCCCAGCUUUGGGCUUCCCUUGUUUUUAGGGUCUCCCCGGUUUCGGGGUCCCCCAGCUUUGGGCUUCCCUUGGUUUUAGGGUCUCCCUGGUUUUAGGGUCUCCCUGGUUUUAGGGUCCCCAGCUUUGGGGUCCACCCCCCCCACCCCCCCCAGCUUUAGGGUCCCCGCCUCCGGUUUUGGGGGAGGAGGAGGAGGAUGGCGGAGGAGAAGAAGCUGAAACUGAGCCACACGCUGCUGCCGGCUGAGUCGAUGAAGGUGAUGGCGGAGGCCAUGGGCAUCGGGCAGGUGCCCGAAGAGACCUGCCAGCUGCUGGCCGAGGAGGCCAGCUACCGCCUCAAGGAGAUAGCCCAGGACGCUCUCAAAUUCAUGCACAUGGGGAAGCGGCGCAAGCUGACGACGGGGGACGUCGACUUUGCUCUCAAGCUCAAAAACGUGGAGCCCCUCUACGGCUUCCACGCUCAGGAAUUCAUCCCUUUCCGUUAUGCCAGCGGCGGCGGCCGUGAGCUUUAUUUUUACGAGGAAAAAGAGGUGGAUUUGAGCGAUAUCAUCAACACCCCGCUGCCCCGCGUACCCCUCGACGUCUGCCUCAAGGCUCACUGGCUCAGCAUCGAGGGGGUGCAGCCGGCCAUCCCUGAAAACCCACCACCUGCCCCCAAGGAGCAGCAGAAGGCCGAAGCCACAGAGCCCCUCAAGUCCACCAAGCCAGGGCAGGAGGACGAUGGGACCCUGAAGGGGAAAGGACAGAGUGUGACCACCACUGAUGGCAAAGGGAAGGAGAAGAAGGGUCCCUUGCUGGAGGGGACCCCGCUCCGCCUCAAACCCCGCAGUGUCCACGAGCUCUCGGUGGAGCAGCAGCUUUACUACAAGGAGAUUACCGAGGCUUGCGUGGGCUCCUGCGAGGCCAAACGCGCAGAAGCCCUCCAGAGCAUCGCUACCGAUCCCGGUCUCUACCAGAUGCUUCCACGCUUCAGCACCUUCAUCUCGGAGGGGGUCCGCGUCAACGUGGUGCAGAACAACUUGGCGCUCCUCAUCUACCUCAUGAGGAUGGUGAAGGCUCUGAUGGACAACCCCACUCUCUACCUGGAAAAAUCCCUCCACGAGCUCAUCCCUGCCGUCAUGACGUGCAUCGUCAGCCGCCAGCUCUGCCUGCGUCCCGACGUGGACAACCACUGGGCCCUGCGGGAUUUCGCCGCCCGGCUGGUGGCCCAGGUCUGCAAGAACUUCAGCACCACCACCAACAACAUCCAGUCCCGCAUCACCAAGACCUUCACCAAGAGCUGGGUGGACGAGAAGACGCCCUGGACCACACGCUACGGCUCCAUCGCGGGGCUGGCCGAGCUGGGCCAUGACGUCAUUAAGACGUUGAUCCUACCUCGGCUGCAGGUGGAAGGCGAACGGGUCCGGAGUAUACUAGAAGGUCCCGUGGUCAGCAACAUCGAUAAGAUCGGGGCCGAUCAUGUCCAGACCCUGCUGCUGAAGCACUGUGCCCCGGUGCUGGCCAAAAUCCGGCCCCCCCCUGAUAACCAGGACUCCUACAAGGGGGAUUUUGGGUACCUGGGGGCUUUGCUUUGCACCCAUGUGGUGAAGGCGCGGGCGCAAGCCGCCAUGCAGGCCCAGCAAGUCAACCGGACCACCCUGACCAUCACCCAGCCACGUCCCACCUUGACCUUGUCACAGGCCCCCCAGGGCCAGGGGGGGCCCCCGCGACCCCCCAGCAUCAUCAAGGUGCCCAGUGCCAUCACCCUCCCCGUGCAGACUCUGGUUUCGGGGCGCCCAGGGACCCCCACCCAACCCUCGCCACCCCCCACCAAAUUCAUCGUCAUGUCAUCGGCCUCGGGGACGAGUGCGUCACAGCAGGUGAUCACCUUCAGCACCAGCCCGGCGCCCACGGCCACCUCCCCUGUCACCACCACUGUCCCCAGCGUCCAGCCCGUGGUGAAACUGGUGUCGGCGGCGCCCACGGUCCCCAGUGCCACCGUCACUGGCAGCGUCCAGAAGUACAUCGUGGUGUCCCUACCCCCCACCGGUGACAGCAAGGGGGGCACUGGGACGCCCACGGGUGCCACCACCCCGGGACCCCAACUGUCCCCCUCUGCCACCACCUCCCCUGCUGCCGCUGUCCCCUCCGCUGUCACCCCCAAAUCGGAGCCUGGGGACAGUCCCCAACCGCCCCCCCCAUCCUUCGGUAAAGCCAACGGGACCCCCGGGGCAGUGGCACAGUCCCCCCAGUCUGCCCAGUGACC